This is a messenger RNA of Trichomonas vaginalis G3, 816 nucleotides long. Its product is annotated as RNA recognition motif RRM domain containing protein family. Lineage: Eukaryota; Parabasalia; Trichomonadida; Trichomonadidae. The record is from RefSeq and is a predicted model, not a curated record. Gene Ontology annotation, molecular function: mRNA binding. Bases 1 to 816 code for a protein of 271 amino acids. The transcript has a single exon. Gene Ontology annotation, cellular component: nucleus; cytoplasm.
AUGUGUGAAGAAACAUCAGUAUUUUUGGAGCCUCCGUUUUCAAUAGAUGCAUCAGAGAUUCGUAAUAACUUCGAAAUGAAUGGAUUUUCAGAUCUUACACGUCUAGUUCUUUACGAUGAUUGUUUAAUUAUUUCUUUUCCUACACCAGAUCGUGCAAGCCAAUUCAUACAGUUUUACAACGGCAAAGAAAUUAAAGGACGCAAAUUAGCAGCAGGAUAUAGCAAAUCUAAUACUUCUUCUUUAUCUCGAGGUCCAGAUCCAAAAGACAAGUUAUACAGACCAUCGCGUGGCGACUCUUUAGGUCCAUCACGUGACUAUCGCGAUUCAAGGUCAGAUUAUAGAGACGGACCAGACAGAAGAGAUUAUAGAGAUAUAGAUGAUAGAAGUUAUAGAGAAUCACGAGGAAUGCGCGAUAGUUAUCGCGAAUCUCACAGUCCUCGUUACAUGCGCGACCAAGACUACUCAAGAGAUUCGAUGUACGACCGUAGACCAAUGGAUAGCUAUAGAUCAGAGAGAUUACGGAACUCGAAGACAGUUGUUGUUACAGGAAAUCCACUUACAUUAACAGAACGCGACGUUUUCGACGAGUUUGCUCGCAUUCAAUGUUUUGUCAGACAAGUUGAGAAACGUGGCUCAGUAAUUUUCGUUCAAUUCGAUCUACCAGACGAUGCUGAUAAAGGUAUUUGCAAGCUGAAUGGAGAAGUAAUCAAUGGCUGCAGAAUUCACGUGGAACUCGUCGAGGAUAAGCCACUGAACCUUCCUGUUCUAAAAAUACCUCUUGUUAUCAUGGAAGAUAAGGCUGAUAAAAAGUUAUAA